Messenger RNA from Biomphalaria glabrata, 3235 nucleotides. RefSeq names its product N-formyl peptide receptor 3-like. The coding region runs from base 70 to 1149 and encodes 359 amino acids. The record is from RefSeq and is a predicted model, not a curated record. Gene Ontology annotation, cellular component: membrane. Gene Ontology annotation, biological process: G protein-coupled receptor signaling pathway. Gene Ontology annotation, molecular function: G protein-coupled peptide receptor activity. NCBI's taxonomy places the organism in Eukaryota, Metazoa, Mollusca, Gastropoda, Planorbidae. The transcript has 2 exons.
UUCAUUUAAUAACUAUUUGUAAUUUAAAGCCCAAUUGAGUAGGUCUAUAGGCAAAGUUUCACUCGGGAAAUGGUUGCCAGUAACUGGAAGAUGGUGGAAACAACUUACACUGUGCAUGGCUUGACCAGUACUCCCAGUACAGUUUACGACGAUGGAGGGCUGGUCAGUGAUGAAACGCGAAUGAUAUUCCAGAUUGUCAACUUUGCGACCAUCUGUCAAGCCAUCGACGUCUUUGGCACUGUCACCAAUGUUAUCAACGCCAUCAUCUUUGCCAGGAUGGGAUUCAACGAUUCAGUCAACGUCAGCUUGUUUGGACUGGCCAUCUCGGACCUCGGCUGUUUGGUCACCCUGAUAUGGCUCAACACCUGCUUCAACCCGCUCUUCAACCAGUCCGACAUACCGUUCGAAGCAGUGGAGAUACAGUACCUGACCGCUGGCUGGCCUCACGUCAGUUUCACCAGGGUGACCAGCUGGAUCACCGCCUUCAUCACCCUGGAGCGAUGCCUCUGCAUUACCAUCCCGCUCAAGGUGAAGUUGCUUAUCACCCCAAAGCGCGUGGCCGGGGUCGUGGUGUUGAUCUUUCUGAUCAUGGUUGUGGUCACGUUACCAGUGUACUACUGCAACCAAUUCGACUGGAAGUAUUACCCAAGUAAAAACAGAACUCUCCUCGGGCUCGUCUUCACAGCAGACAGGGAGGCGAUUGAGAGAAUCCUGUUCACCAUCAACAGCGUUGUUAUCCCUUUCUCCGCCUUUUUUGCGGUCAUCAUCUGCACUGUCAUCUUAGUCAUCAAGCUCAAAGAAAAGACAAAAUGGCGCCAGUCUUCUACCGCAGCGGGGAAAUCGGAUAACGUUUCCGGCCGCGAUCAAAAAGUUGCCCGGAUGAUUGUCAUGGUUUCCGCGCUUUUUAUCGCGUGCUUUACACCGAUGACGCUCUUCUUCGUUGGAAUGAUAGUCGUCCCGGAACUCUCCAUUACAGGGAAAUACAGAAACAUAUUCUUCAUCUGUUCAUCUUUUUCGUUUAUCUUAGAAUCAACCAAUUCGUCACUAAAUAUUUUCAUCUAUUAUUCAAUGAGUAGUAAAUACAAGUCCCAGUUUAAUCGCAUGUUUUGUAUCACAAGUCAAACUGUUGACGGGAAAGAAGAAUUAUAGAUCUAACUAUUGUGAUGGCAUUCACUUGCAAACAUUUAUUUUGUUUGACUCGGUCCAAAACGUGCAAUGACUCUCCGGUAGAUGAAGAAAGCUCAAGAAAGUUGACAUCCAGCCAGAAUAUUUCUACAUAUGAAUGUCUGCUUAGGCCUAUAUUCUACGAUUAAUUUGUUUGAUGUCAUACAGUAUUUUUUCAUAAGUAGUAUAGUAGGUCUAUAUUGACCUAAAGCAUAUAGUUUUGUACAAAGUUAAGAGUAUUUCAAUAUUUCCUAAUUAAAAUAACAACUUAGGGUCGGGAGAUACCGCAUUGGGGCAUUUGCUUAACACUCAAGUUUUUGUACACAUGACUAUAUCAAACUGAGAUUUUAUUGACAAUAUACGACUUCCAUUCAUUGACCUACCUACAUAUUGUAUGCAGUUUUAACUCUUUCUCUCCGUAAUUAUUUACAACAUUCUGUUGGAAUCAACGUUGGUAUCGUCUGUUAGGAGAGAAAGAGUUAAACAAACAAGAAAAACACUAAAAAUUCUUUUUUUUUUUAAAACAAUACCUCCUUUAUACGACCUAUAGAGCGAUUUGUUUUUCUCGGGGAUAUACUUCAACAUUUCUAGGAAAAUCGUUAGAGCCGUUGUUUUUUUUUUAUAUCCUUGUCCAGGUUCCACCCAGGUUCUUUCGUGAUGCUCUGACUUGAAUAGAGGUAUUUUAAAAACGAGGUAAAUACAAAUCUGAUUAAAACGAAAUUUAAUUACAAAGAUUCACACUGUUCAUCUCAAUCUCUGUACUGAUUUAUACCAUGUGUUGUUUUAAUUAGGCUGCAUUAUCAUUAUCUUGUAAUGAAAAAUAAAAGUACGUGACGUCAGACCUGUGACGUGGCAAGGAGCUAUUGGUCCAAACUGUCCACAGGCUGAGACGUCGAAGGUCAGUGUUCACGCCUUCCAUAACAAUUGGUCUAGAAUGAACAAGGCGAUGGUGUGGUUUCAGGGGCGGACUGGGUGUCGAUAUCGGAGAACUGAACUCAUGCAUGCGGCUGCAUGCGUAGGUUUACCUACCUUGUAGACUAUUUGUAAUCUCAAUGCCCAAGCUUAAUUAGUUUGAACUGCGACUUUCUGCGUGCGAUUUAUUGCCACUAACGUCAAUGCUAUAGGACUUCAGGAAAUAAGAGGCCUAAUAUUGUUAAUUAAUCACUUCGUAUAUUCUAUGUAUAAGGAAUUGAAGUUCACUACUAAUACGCUAUACAGAUGUAAGGGUGUUAAAUCAUUACGGAAAAUGUAUUAGACUUACUUUACACUGUAAAGUCUGUAAAAAUAUAUAUAUAUAAAUGGUAAUGUGAGGGCUAGUUGUGACGCUCUAUUGGUCCUUUUUUGGAAAAAAACAACAACAAAAAGGCUAUUACGGGCCAAACUUUAUUUCCAUGUGACCGUUUUGACGUCAGCCAACUAGCUUAUUUGAGUACCAGUCAACCGAGCAUCUGCCCAAAUGCCCUUAUGGACAUUUCAUCCCCAAGUGUAAGAGACAUUCGUGGCAAUAGCCAGCUAGAGGGUCUGGAGGUGUACUGUAAGUAUCUACAAUGCACUAUUUCUCCUAGUUACUAGUAAGAAGAGCGCAGGUCAAAUAAACUGAAUUAAGAAUUGGUUGAACGGGCCGAAAUGUAAGAGCCCUUCGAGGCAGUAGAGCAUGGCAUGUACUUUUGUUAUGUUCUUAAUUCUUGCAUGAUCCUCCUUAUGAGGCAAGACGUCUUGUAGCGGGUCUGUUUUGUUCACACAAGAGACGUCAACAGAACGAUGAAAGAAUUUGACGAAUAGUACGUAAGAAAGACUAAUGGAAUAGAAUCACAUUGGCGAGGACGCAUUGAAACAUCUUCUUAAAAAAAAAAACUACUUUGUAUUUAUCUUGUUCAAGAACAUGAAACUUCACUUAAUUUUAUAAAUUAUUUUUAACGUUGAGAAGUUGAAUACUCUAAUACGAAUGUAUAACUUCAAUGCAAAUACAAGAUUCUGUGUUGUUGAAUAAAAAAAGCUGCUUUAUUUAUUAUCUUGUUCCUAUUAACGUGAAUUUAAAAAAAAUUGUGUCCUAAAACUUUGAUCGAAACAU